ACUUUUUCUUACACACAAAGAAACAAAAACUCAACCGUUUUCUCUCUCGUUUAUCAGUUCUUGUGUUUGCUUUCUUCCUCGAUUGACCGACUAUGUCUUCUCCAAAGAAGAUCUCGUUGAGGAGUUCCGAUGGCGAGGUUUUCGAGGUGGAGGAGGCGGUUGCUUUGGAAUCGCAGACCAUCAAGUUUUUGAUCGAGGACGAUUGCGCUGGCUCAGAUAUCCCUAUUUCUAAUGUCACAAGCAAUAUCUUGGCAAAGGUACUUGAGUACCUUAAGCUCCACGUGGAAGCCUCGUCUAAGACAGAUGACAAGGCCGCCGCUGACAAUGAUUUGAAGGUCUUUGAUGCUGAAUUUGUUAAAGUUGAUCAGAAAACUCUCUUUGACCUCAUUCUGGCUGCCAACUAUCUGAACAUCAAGGGUUUGCUUGAUCUUACCUGUCAGGCUGUGGCAGACAUGAUCAAAGGGAAGACCCCAGAGGAGAUUCGCAAAACUUUCAAUAUCAAGAACGACUUCACUCCAGAGGAAGAGGAGGAGGUUAGGAGGGAGAAUGCUUGGGCAUUUGAAUGAAUUGCUGCCAAUGUUUUCAUAUUCUGGUGCUGGAGUUGGAAUAUUAUGUAGUAGUAGAUUUCUAUCAACAAUCGUUAUGUUUGUAGUAAUUAUGUU
Molecule: messenger RNA, 662 nt
Organism: Solanum verrucosum
Lineage: Eukaryota; Viridiplantae; Streptophyta; Magnoliopsida; Solanales; Solanaceae
Product: SKP1-like protein 1B
Exons: 2
Coding region: 93-566 (157 amino acids)
Biological process (GO): SCF-dependent proteasomal ubiquitin-dependent protein catabolic process
Cellular component (GO): nucleus; cytoplasm
Molecular function (GO): cullin family protein binding
Source: RefSeq, a predicted model, not a curated record